Messenger RNA from Mobula hypostoma (lesser devil ray), 1570 nucleotides. RefSeq names its product thioredoxin domain containing 15 (gene txndc15). The transcript has 5 exons. Gene Ontology annotation, cellular component: cilium. The record is from RefSeq and is a predicted model, not a curated record. Lineage: Eukaryota; Metazoa; Chordata; Chondrichthyes; Myliobatiformes; Myliobatidae. Gene Ontology annotation, biological process: cilium assembly. The coding region runs from base 85 to 1161 and encodes 358 amino acids.
CCGUUCUCGGGUGUCAGAUUGGUGCCGCAGUCAGUAUGGCCGCUUGGAGCUUCGCAAGUUAGUCUCAUUUACCGUCGGGAGACAAUGGGCGCCGGUGAGCAGGGCGUGGGUGUAUUGACGUUGAUGCUGAUUCUCGCAGAAGUGACCGCACAAGCUGCAGUCCAAAGAGAUGCUGAUGCUUCAAAAGUUUUGACUACUGAGAGGAAUGAAGUAAUUUCUAAUUCAGUCAGUGAUGCUCAACUUGAAGAAACAGAUGGACAGACUAAAGGGAAAGCCCACUUUCCAACAGCAGAAAUGGCUGAUGCAGUCCUGGGAAGUGGAAUUACCUCAAAUGAAAAGGCUUUACUGUCUCUAAUGCAGAAUAUUAGAAGUGAACACUCUUCAUUUGAAGGCAGAGAUGCUCUCUGUACUGGUCCAAGUGGAGAAAAGGGAGAAUGUAGUGUUUUGAAGGAAAUGUUUCCUUCCUUUUCAUAUAUCUCGUCCAGUAGUCAGGAGGGAGAGCUACUUGAAAAGAAAGCCACAAAUGUCAUGGAACCAGCAAGGACUGAAAGCACAGCAGUGGAAGAGUCAAAUGUCACUGGAAUAGCCAAAGCACCAAAAGUAAACUGUGAAGAAAGAAAUAUCACUGGAUUAGAUGGCUUUAUCGUACAAAUCCUUAAUGGCUCACAAGACCUCAUGGAAUUUCUGAAUGCCAACGGCAGUGACUGUUCUGUAGUCCUGUUCUACACACCAUGGUGUCGAUUCUCUGCAGACCUUGGUCCACAUUUCAACGCAUUACCACGUGCUUUUCCUUCCCUACAAUUUCUGGCACUGGAUGCAUCUCAGCACAGCAGUCUCUCUACCAGGUUUGGUACAGUUGCAGUUCCUAACAUCCUGCUGUUUCAGGGUGUCAAGCCAAUGGCAAGGUUUAACCAUACAGACAGAACACUUUCAACCCUGAGGGCAUUCAUCUUUAAUCAAACGGGUAUUGAAGCAAAUGGCACAGUUGAAGUAACAGAAGAAGAUCUAAUUGGUCCACUUCCCAGUGUUGCAGUGAGAGGCAUUGACUGGCUGCUCGUCUUCUCUAUAAUGUUUGUCUGUAGUUUUCUAAUUUAUGGUACAGUUCAGUCAGAUAGUAUCAAAUGGUUAAUCCCAGGACAAGAGCAUGAACACCAGGAAUGAACUCUUACAACGAGCUAGUUACAACCUAGAGCAAAGAGCAGCUACACUGGUACUCCACACUAUUUAUGAAUAAAUGAGUUAGCUUUUUAUCACGUUUCUGUUUUGUGUGGGAAUUUAUGUAAAUAUUUGUCACUGUGAAUAAACUUAGUGUUUACCAAAUGACUAAUAGUUUGGUGAGUCGUACAUUCAUAUGAUUAAUUUUUGUAUGACAAAUUUAUUUGUGCAAUAUAUAGAAUGAAUACCUAAUGCCAGUUUUAACAUGAAGUGUUUCAGAUGGGAUGCAAAUUAGUAAUAAGUAUUGAAAUUAAUUAUAUUGAGGAUGGAAAAUUGAAUCCUAUUUAAAGCUGUACAAUGGGCACUAACACAUUUAAUCUUGCGGUUAAGAAUAAAACUAAAUCCACUGGAUUCU